AUGUCCGACCAGAUCCAGGAACUCCUCGAGGCCCCUCUCGAGUUCGCCCGCGACGGCAUUCAGUUCGCCAAGCGAUGCACCAAGCCCGAUAAGAAGGAGUUCCUCAACAUGUGCACCGCUGUCGGCACUGGCUUCGUCAUCAUGGGCGCCGUUGGCUACAUCGUGAAGCUCAUCCACGUGCCCAUCAACCACACCCUCGUGGGUGGCGCUUAA
This is a messenger RNA of Ilyonectria robusta, 213 nucleotides long. RefSeq lists its product as uncharacterized. Gene Ontology annotation, biological process: post-translational protein targeting to membrane, translocation; protein targeting. Gene Ontology annotation, molecular function: transmembrane protein transporter activity. The transcript is spliced from 3 exons. The record is from RefSeq and is a predicted model, not a curated record. Bases 1 to 213 code for a protein of 70 amino acids. Gene Ontology annotation, cellular component: Ssh1 translocon complex; membrane. NCBI's taxonomy places the organism in Eukaryota, Fungi, Ascomycota, Sordariomycetes, Hypocreales, Nectriaceae.